Nicrophorus vespilloides is the source of this 3146-nucleotide messenger RNA. Its product is annotated as follicle-stimulating hormone receptor-like. The record is from RefSeq and is a predicted model, not a curated record. Lineage: Eukaryota; Metazoa; Arthropoda; Insecta; Coleoptera; Silphidae. Bases 527 to 2899 code for a protein of 790 amino acids. Gene Ontology annotation, biological process: G protein-coupled receptor signaling pathway. The transcript has 16 exons. Gene Ontology annotation, molecular function: G protein-coupled receptor activity; protein binding; protein-hormone receptor activity. Gene Ontology annotation, cellular component: membrane.
UGCCAUCAAGUGCGCAUCUAUUUGUUCAAAGAUUCAAACAUUAAUAAACUGAGCACUGUUUGCAAAGAGACGGUGUCUGUGAGAGUGCCUCACGUGUUCCUCAUCCAAUCUUAAAAAGAAAAGGAACAACAGUAAAGUAACACCGAUACACAUUCCCAGAAACAUUAUUAAUCCAGUUUUAUCGCUGCAUUUGCAUGCAGCUCGUUGGUUCGAAUAUUAGAUUUUCUACUGGAUCAUUGAGUGCGUAAGAGGGACCAAAAAAAAUUGACGGCAUUCCGGUUCGAUAGAUACGCAGCGAAAAAAAAAAUAAAUAAAUAAUAAAAUAAAGCAGAUCAUAUACGGGACCUUCGGCAUGUGUUAAAAGUGACUAAAAUAAAAAUAAAACACUCGUACUUGGGCGAUAAUUGAGCCAAAUUAUUUAAUCACACACACACACACAUACACGGAGUUUUCCGCGCCAAGGUUUUUUCUAUCCUAUUUUCGAAUCUCUUUAUUCUCUUCUCUUCUAUCUUGUCCACUUUAGAGAAUGCGAUUUGCAAUAUUUUCCUUGCUCAUUGCACAAACAUUGCUCGCUUCGUGUGCGUUCGACGAUUUCGGCGGCGAUUUGGAAGAAGUGACUUCGUUCGUGUCCAAAGUUGAUCCGAAGAAUGACUCUGGAUGGCCGUGUCAUUGUUACAAUUCGACGGAGUCUUUCAGUCAGACGGUGGUGGAAUGUCGCUGCUACGGGAAAGAGUUCAAAGAGGUUCCCAUCGAUUUGCACGAGAACCUACACAAGAUCACAAUUACACAUUCCGAGAUGAAAGUCAUCGAGUGCGACUCAUUCCAGCCCUACAGAUACACCUUGCAUGAUGUGAUUUUAGAAAAUAUGCCAUCUCUGCGUGUGAUCGAGGCGGGAACAUUCCGCGACAUGCCGAAUCUGCGAACGAUAUACAUCUCGCAUUCGCCGCAAAUUAAAUUCCUGCAUGGUUUAUUCGACGGAGUCACAGCCAAAAAGUUUUUAUCACUGAGAAUCGUCCGAACAAGUUUGAUCGAAAUACCGGAUCUGUCCAAUAUCCACUCGGAUAACAUUAUGCACAUGGUGGAUCUGGAUGGAAACAAAAUCGAACGGAUCAGGAGAAAUGCGAUUAAAAUCAAGGCGGGUCAAGUAACGCUUAACUACAACCAAAUCAAUUUCGUCGAGGACUUGGCAUUCAACGGUUCGCAAAUCGGCAAACUGAGUCUGAGGGGAAACAGGGAAUUGACGGAGCUGGAUAAGAAUGCGUUCAAGGGUCUGAACGACAUCAAUGAAUUAGAUUUAUCUGAGACCUCCAUCAAGGAACUUCCGCUCGUCGGUCUCACGAAGAUCGAAGUAUUGAAGAUCGAUAAUACCCCCUCGAUGAAGGUCAUUCCAAGUGUUUACGAUUUUUCUUAUUUGAAAGAAGCUCAUCUGACACACCCGUUCCAUUGCUGCGCGUUCAAGUAUCCGGAGCAACACGAUCCCAAAAGGCAUGCGGAAUACGAGGAGAUCUUACGCAGGAAUUGCCAAAAACUAAUGCUCAAUAAUGGUACGAAUCAGGGAAUCACAGUUCGUAAGCGUCGCAGCAACAGCUACGAAGAUUACGAUGAUGAAGAAUCUUGGGGAGCUUACAACAAUAUGGCUUACGAGAGCAGUCCAAGCGCGCCGAGCCAUUGGGAUCAGCUGGACAUGAACGGAUCGAAUCUACCAGCCCUAAGAGGUCAAACAAUAGAAUGGCACGACGCGAAACCUAUUCAGCAGCAAGCCGUUCUUGGGACCUUCCACGAUUCAUCGGCCGAAUUGACGCAGAUAAUGGCAUUCUGCGGGAAUCUCACAAUAAAAACGUUGAAUGUUAUCUGCUAUCCAGAACCGAACGCUUUGAAUCCUUGCGAAGACAUCAUGGGUUCUUACUAUUUGAGAAUCUCCGUUUGGUUCGUGGUUGUCCUUUCGGUGUUGGGAAAUCUGGCUGUAAUCAUAGUGGUACUGUUCAGCGGCGCCGAAGUCACCGUACCCAGAUUUCUAAUGUGCAAUCUCGCAUUUGCUGACCUCUGCAUGGGUCUUUACCUACUCCUAAUUGCUAGUAUGGAUUUACACUCGGUCGGAACUUAUUUUAACUUUGCCUUCGAUUGGCAGUAUGGAUUCGGUUGCCAAGUGGCUGGAUUCCUGACGGUGUUCGCAAGUCAAUUAUCCAUAUUCACGUUGACCAUUGUAACUGUUGAGCGAUGGUUUGCAAUAGCCUACGCGAUCUAUCUGACACGAAGGAUUCGAUUAGGAUUGGCGGCUAAAGUAAUGAUAGGCGGAUGGAUCUACUCCUUCCUGAUGGCUUCUCUACCACUGUUUGGUGUUAGCAACUAUAGCAGCACAAGCAUAUGCCUACCGAUGGAGGUAAAAGCUAUAGGCGAUAAGGCCUACUUGAUCAGCAUGAUCGCCGUCAACGGUUUGGCCUUCGUCUUGAUCGUAUUCUGCUACGCCCAAAUCUAUUUCAGCCUUGCAUAUGAAACGCGACAUACGGUCACGCUGGGCGAGAUGACGAUUGCCAAGAAGAUGGCUUUGCUUGUCUUCACGGAUUUCGUUUGCUGGGCGCCGAUUGCCUUCUUUGCGCUUACCGCUUUGGCCGGAUAUCCGUUGAUCGGCGUAACGAGAUCAAAAAUCCUCUUGGUCUUCUUCUACCCUUUGAACUCGUGCGCAAACCCGUACCUCUACGCGAUCACCACUGCCCAAUACAGGAAAGACUUCUUCGUGUUGCUCUCAAGACUCGGGUUGUGCUCAAAGAAAACUGAAAAGUAUGGAUUAACAACAACACUACAAACUAACACUCAUCCCGUUCCAUUAAUAACGAGAAGCAAUGGACGAAAGACAAGCACAGUUUUACCUACGAGCGGUUUGGAAGACGCCUUUGUGUGAAGAGGAUUCAACGAUUCCGAUGGAAACUUAUGAUCGGGGAAGAUGCGUGUCAAGACGGCAGCUUUCCAAAUGAAUUUGUGUGAUUGUGUUCCAAUUGGACCGACCUCAAAUAUUUCAAUGGAAAACGAUCGAUAGAUCUUAACAUUAUGAUUCCUUGCAAUUUAUAGAUUCUAGUCAAAUUUAGAUAGAUUCUUUCAUAUUUAUACAUACGUUACAAAACCAAAUUAGAUCUCAAUAUAUUUUAGCU